Ictidomys tridecemlineatus (thirteen-lined ground squirrel) is the source of this 621-nucleotide messenger RNA. RefSeq names its product olfactory receptor 5AK2. Gene Ontology annotation, cellular component: membrane. Gene Ontology annotation, biological process: G protein-coupled receptor signaling pathway. Lineage: Eukaryota; Metazoa; Chordata; Mammalia; Rodentia; Sciuridae. The record is from RefSeq and is a predicted model, not a curated record. Gene Ontology annotation, molecular function: olfactory receptor activity; G protein-coupled receptor activity.
UAUGGUACUUUUGUAACCAGUGACUGCUACAUCCUGGCUGCGAUGGCAGUGGACCGAUACGUGGCCAUCUGUAACCCACUGCACUACCCAACUGUCAUGUCUCGGAGACACUGCAUUCAGCUGCUGCUGGGUUCAUACUUCAUGGGUUUCCUGAAUGCCUCUGUAAACACAGGUUUUACUUUCUCAUUGAACUUUUGCAAAUCCAAUGCAAUUAACCACUUCUUCUGUGAUGUACCCCCAAUCCUUGCCCUGUCAUGCUCCAGUAUCCACGUCAACAUCAUGGUACUGACUGUCUUUGUGGGGUUUAACUUGACAUUCACUGUGCUGGUCGUCAUCUUUUCCUACACAUGCAUCCUGGCUGCCAUCCUGAGGAUAUCUUCUGCAGCAGGCAGGAAGAAAGCCUUCUCCACAUGUGCCUCCCACCUGACAGCAGUCACCAUUUUCUAUGGGACUCUCUUGUACAUGUAUGUACACCAUGGGACCAAUAGAUCUCAAGAGCAAGAAAAAGUGGCAUCUGUGUUUUAUGGUAUCAUAAUUCCCAUGUCAAACCCUCUCAUCUACAGCCUGAGAAACCAGGAUGUGAUAAAAGCCCUAAAACACAUAAGAAAUAAGACCUUCUAG